This is a messenger RNA of Didymodactylos carnosus, 244 nucleotides long. The record is from the annotation of a GenBank genome assembly. NCBI's taxonomy places the organism in Eukaryota, Metazoa, Rotifera, Eurotatoria, Philodinida, Philodinidae.
AUGAAACAAAUAUCCCUUAACAUUGAUGGAGUUUCAACAAAACUGGAUGAAUCUAUCAAUACGUGUAAUGGUUUAAAAGCAAGUUUAGCAUCAUUAACAAAACUGAUGAUAGAAGUUUUAAACAUACAAAAAUUUGCAACAAGUACAAAUGUUCAACAGGAGAAUCGUCCAGUAAUUGUAAGUCAUUUCCUUUUGUCUGAAUAAGUUAAGAAUAAUGUGGUUUCUUUUUCGGUCUGUCUAGACU